GUUCUCAACUGCAUUAUGCUGUAUUUAGCUUUGUAUCAGCCUGUUGCUCAGACAGUCAGCAGCAAGACACCAUGGAGGUUACAGCUUUCUGCAUCCCAAUGUUGAUGAAUGCGUUGAUGUUGCUGGUUGCCCAUAUUCAGCAUGGUUAUCCUCAGACACCUGUUUCAGACGCAGCUUUUCGUAUCGUUCCAACUAGACUGCAGCUCUUUGAAUACGGGUCUGUCCAUUUUACCUGUGAGGGGUUUAAUGUCUCAGCUGGGUGCAGAGUGAGAACCAUCAAGGAAUUCAUUCCAAAAUGUUCAAAUGACACAGUAACGUCAACAGUGACCUGCACCAUUGACUUUGCCUUUCCAUCAGACAGCGGAGAAUACUGGUGUGAAUCUGGAGGAGGAAAGAGAAGCAACACUGUCAACAUCACUGUCACUGCUGGUUCUGUGAUUCUGGAGAGUCCUGCUCUUCCUGUGAUGGAGGGAGAAGCUGUAACUCUGAGCUGUAGAACCAAGUUGACUUCCUUCUCCAGUCUCAUCACCAAUUUCUAUAAAGAUGGCCGCCUCAUCAGGAGCAGUCCUACAGGAAACCUGACCAUUGAAAGUGUUUUCAAGUCUCAUGACGGCCACUACAAGUGCAACAUCCCUGGAGCUGGAGAAUCACCAGAGAGUCAGCUGGCUGUCAAAGGUGCUAAUGUGAUCAUGGAGAGUCCUGCUCUUCCUGUGACUGAGAGAGAAGCUGUGACUCUGCAGUGUCAAAUGAAGGAAGCUCCCUCUGACCUCACAGCUGAUUUCUAUAAAGAUGGUCUCAUCAUUGGGAGCAGCUCUACAGGAGAGAUGACCAUCCAGAGUGUUUCCAAGUCUGAUGAAGGACUCUACAAGUGCAGAAUCUCUGGAGCUGGAGAAUCAGCAGAGAGGAGGCUGACUGUCAGAGAAGAGAAGUAUGAUGGCUCAGUGACACAAAGUGAGGACUCACAACGCGCAGACAGAACAGCGAUGGUUUCCCACCAUUACUACAUCCUACUUUGGACUGUUGUCGCUGUCGUAUUGUUCCUGCAGCUGUUGGUGAUUGGACUACUUUACUGGAAGAAACAGCUAGUCUUAUUGGAGGUAAAGUUGAGUGAUCCAAACAAGGACCUGUACGCUGUCGUCAAAAAAGACAAGAAGAAAAAGAAAGAUGCUGCUGAUAAUUUGAGCCUCCACACAAACCGAAGCAAAGAACCACAGACAGAAAAAGAUGAGGAUGAACCUUUGCCUCUGUCUUUUCACUCCACUUUUACCGGCGAUGAUACAUCGCCAGGUCUCCAAAAUGAACCAGGAGUAUUCAGCUUCACAUUGACAGCAGCGUCGUCAGCAGUAACAGACCCACCUUUUACAGAUCAGGAGUCCGAAUAUGAUUUCAUCCAGACAACCGAGGAGAUCACUGAGGAAGAAACACCUUGCUAAAGGAGACGGAGGAACUGCUUAUAGCAUGCUAUAUGUACAAGAAAGUUUAGAGACGUCAAAUACACUGCUUGAAUUAACUUUUUGUAUUUAGUAGUCCAGUUGGUUCUCUCUA
Sander lucioperca (pikeperch) is the source of this 1545-nucleotide messenger RNA. RefSeq names its product low affinity immunoglobulin gamma Fc region receptor II-like. Gene Ontology annotation, biological process: cell surface receptor signaling pathway. The transcript is spliced from 12 exons. NCBI's taxonomy places the organism in Eukaryota, Metazoa, Chordata, Actinopteri, Perciformes, Percidae. The record is from RefSeq and is a predicted model, not a curated record. The coding region runs from base 72 to 1433 and encodes 453 amino acids. Gene Ontology annotation, molecular function: transmembrane signaling receptor activity.